CAACGGAGCGCGGAGGCAACCAGUCGCGAAUCAAACCGGACGUAAGUCGUAUCGCACGACGACGACUAUACGACGGCGGCGGUGCUCACUGCUCUAUAAUAUGCUCAAUAGUGAUUCGUGUACGAUAUAUACGCGCGCACACAUGUAUGCUACGUAGUGUUCGGUGUCAGUUCGCAGACGGAGAUACACAAAAUAACUGCUGCUGAGUGCCGAGUAGUAGCAGUACUCUAUGACUGCUGCGCCAAGACGCCACCACUGCUCCCGUUGCUACGGGAUUAUAAAAAAAAAAAAAUAAAUAAAUAACCAGACGGAGGCUAUUAAUCGGCAAAAAUUAUUAUUGCGCUGCGACUGGGUCCCCGUGAGUGAAUCUCCGGUGCUGUGCGCGACUGAAAUUCGUGCUCCUCGUGUAUGUGUGUGAACGCGCACACACCGACGACACCAGUACAUCGGUACCAGCGACAUCAGUAGAUAGUGUAUAUUCACGCGAGACGCCAAAUGCAGCGUUUCGUAAAAGUGCACACGGCCGUACUAUAAGGCAACGCAUAAUAACGCGACUGCCAAGUUCGGAGUUGAUUAAACUUAGCCUUCGCACGCGUGCGCGCGCGUGUGUGUGUGUGCUGUAUUCUAUGAUAUACCUCCAACAGCAGCAGUGAGUGUACGCAGUGUAGGUAUGUGUGCGAAAAUGGCCGCGUGAGUUGUUGCUCUCUCUCUCUCUCUCUCUCGCCACUAUAUAAAAUGUUGCACAUGUAGUUCGCGAUAUUACACGCACAAACACAUGCCGUGAGCUUAUUGCACACGCAAAAACGUCUCGGCUGUAUUAUAAGACGAAAUGUUUGCUGCUGGCGCAGUUUUCGCGAAUCCGACGUAGAGCAUAGCCGCUGCUUAUAAGCGCAAGAAGUGAGUGAGAUAACGACGACAGAGUUAUUUUUAUUGCUACAUUAUAAAACGCGCAGUGUGUGUGUGUGUGCUGUCGUGUGUCGCGCUCUGUGUAAUUUUUGCUAGUGCUCUACGACGGACGAUGUCGAUCGUCGCCGUCGCCGUAGCUAAUCACCACCCGGCACCGGGUCAGCAACGACGACGACAGCCAAUAUUGCAACUACGCGAGUGCAGCAACCCAACAGCCAGCAGCAGCAGCACCACCACCUCGAGGCAUUAUUAGUAAACAGUGGCAGCAGCACACGCGGCGACAGUGCAGUACACAAAGCUUCGUCGCUGUUUUUGUGUUUGUUGUUGUUGUUGUUGUUGUUGUGAUCGAGGCCAGUGUUGUUGCAUAACAGAAAGCCAUCGACGGAUUUUCCCGAGCGAGUGCAGUGCGUUCGUUGUUUUGAAACGAAAGAUUUCGCACGCACCGAAAAAUGGAAGGACGAAGGAUGAUCAACGGCAAUCGCUCUUGGCUGCUGCCGCUGCUGGCCAGCUGCCUCGUAGCCGCUCUGCUCUGCUCGACGAGCGUUCAAGGUCUGAAAUGCCACUGCGACAUAUGCGCGGACACGAACAAUACCUGCAUCACGGAUGGAGUCUGCUUCGCCAGCACGUCGCUGGACGUGGAAAAGGACCAGAUCACUUAUGCCUACAGCUGCCUCGAUAGAGCGCACUGGUUUCCUCCGGACGCGCCUCACCAGUGCUUCGGCAAACGAGACGCCGGAUCGACGGUCAACUAUACUUGCUGCCGCGAUGCGAACGGCUGCAAUCGAAACUUGCGGCCUUUGUUAAAGUUGCUCGUCGUCGACGACGAUGGGCUGCUGCAGCCUCGCGUCGAUUCAGCAUCGGGCAGCGGUGGAGUUAGCUGGGACACGUGGCGCAAGGGCAUGAUCGUGGCUCUGCCCAUCUGCCUGACCUUCACGAUAAUCCUGAGCAUCUAUCAGAUCCGCAAAUGUCGCCGAAAGCAUCCGGGCGGCCGACAUUACUCGGACGACCUGCUGGAGGCGCCGGACCGGCCGAUACUCGGCGGUCACACCAUACGCGACAUGCUGGAGAUGACGACGAGCGGCAGUGGCUCGCUGGGGCUGCCUCUGCUGGUGCAGCGCAGCAUCGCCCGCCAAAUCCAGCUCGUCGAGACCAUUGGCAAGGGCCGCUUCGGCGAGGUCUGGCGGGGACGUUGGCGAGGCGAGAACGUCGCCGUUAAGAUUUUCAGCUCGCGCGAGGAAAGAUCCUGGUUCCGCGAGGCCGAGAUCUAUCAGACGGUGAUGUUAAGGCAUGAUAAUAUCCUGGGAUUCAUCGCUGCGGACAACAAAGAUAACGGUACGUGGACGCAGCUCUGGCUCAUCACCGACUACCACGAGAAAGGGUCUCUCUUCGAUUACCUCAACAGAUCGACCGUCGACACCAACGGUAUGAUCCGCAUGGCUCUGUCGAUAGCCACGGGCCUGGCGCAUCUUCACAUGGAGAUCGUCGGCACUCAAGGCAAACCCGCUAUAGCUCACCGCGACUUGAAGUCCAAGAAUAUCUUGGUCAAGACGAACGGCACCUGCGCCAUCGGCGAUCUGGGCUUAGCGGCUCGACACGAUCACACCACAGACUCGGUGGAUAUACAGUUGAACAAUCGAGUCGGUACCAAACGAUACAUGGCGCCGGAGGUGCUAGAGGAAACGAUCAAUCAGCGACACUUUGAUUCGUUCAAACGCGCUGACGUUUACGCGCUGGGCUUGAUUUUCUGGGAAAUAGCUCGACGCUGCAACGUGGGUGGUAUCCACGACGAUUACCAGUUGCCGUUCUACGACGUCGUCCCUUCGGACCCGACCAUUGAGGAAAUGCGCAAAGUCGUCUGCGUGGAUCGGCAGCGGCCGUCUAUACCUAAUAGAUGGAUGUCUAACGAGGCACUGCACGUAAUGUCAAAAGUUAUGAAGGAGUGCUGGUAUCACAACGCGGCGGCCAGACUGACUGCUCUGAGGAUCAAAAAGUCCCUGGCGAAUUACGGCGCGAUGGAGGGCGAUUUUAAAUAAAUGUUCACACUCAAAUACAAAACUGCGAAGACUGAAGAUUAUAACAAGAGCCAUCGACGUUCCUUUUUUUUCCUAACUGAUCGAUAUUUUUUAUUAUGGAUAUAUAAUUUUACUCUUUUAAUUUACAAACACGCAAACAUUUUACUUUUACGGUUUGUUUUUGAACAAAAGCAAAACAAAAUGGAUAUACUCGUUUCGUCUAAUGCUUUGUUUAUUGGCUUCGAAUGAGGUCCUAUACAAAGGCGCGACGAUAUUAUAAAUCUAAAAAAGACUGAUCCAGCGAUCAUAUUGAAUUGAAGCUUUGCGAAGAAUGAAACAUACAUUUAUUUUUUUACCUUAAGAGAUGAAAAAGAAUCAACCUAUUGUUACAUAUCCGAGCGUAUGCGAUUUCUUGACACCGGGGGUGAAGCGAUUGUUAUCUCUUGAACCAGUGUCAAAAAUUUACCACCGCUAAUCGCAAGAUCCUUCUUUAAUGUUGAUUUGAAUGAAAAAAUACUGUACAGUUUAAUAUAAUGGACAUAACUUGUAGUUGUAUAAGAGAUUACUGUUUGUUAGUUUACUUGUUGUUUUUUAUAAAUAUUUAUAGUACGAACGAUAAUCUAAGUUUGCUAGUAGAAAAACAAAUUGGGUUGUAUGCAUUCACAUUUUUCACGUUAAAUUUUUUAUGAUUUUAACAUUCUAAAAAGUUCACUUUUUAUUCAUAUUUUAAAUCUGAAAU
Messenger RNA from Trichogramma pretiosum, 3657 nucleotides. It is a transcript of the gene babo, whose product is annotated as TGF-beta receptor type-1. Bases 1356 to 2939 code for a protein of 527 amino acids. The transcript is spliced from 7 exons. Gene Ontology annotation, biological process: protein phosphorylation; cellular response to growth factor stimulus; activin receptor signaling pathway. Lineage: Eukaryota; Metazoa; Arthropoda; Insecta; Hymenoptera; Trichogrammatidae. Gene Ontology annotation, cellular component: plasma membrane; activin receptor complex. The record is from RefSeq and is a predicted model, not a curated record. Gene Ontology annotation, molecular function: ATP binding; activin receptor activity, type I; activin binding.